Molecule: messenger RNA, 6475 nt
Organism: Hippoglossus stenolepis (Pacific halibut)
Lineage: Eukaryota; Metazoa; Chordata; Actinopteri; Pleuronectiformes; Pleuronectidae
Product: KIAA2013 ortholog
Exons: 3
Coding region: 375-2228 (617 amino acids)
Source: RefSeq, a predicted model, not a curated record
UUUACGACACUUGUGACAUACCAGAAGUGUCAGUCGCUGCAGCGAGGAGCGACAGGUGGCUUUCUCCAAGCUGAAGGCAAAGUCAGAAACGAAACCCGCUGAGAUGUGACCCCGUGCUGACGGUCAUACACACCCGGCGAGUGAGAGGACUGCAACCACGAUGCGAGAAAUAACUGUUGAUUUCCGACAGCUUUCCUUCACGGCCCUAGCCACCUAGCUAAGCUAACCUACCCGGAAGCUAGCGAAGCCAGUUUGCCAGCUUUGAGCCCGGAACAUGUUCUGAGCGGGAGACGAAUUCAAUGUGACACCCUGACACUUAUACCCCGUGGGCAGCGUUUCCACUCGUGGCUGGGCAUCCAUCAUUCUAACACAAAAUGUGGCUCCAGCAGAGACUAAAGGGGCUACCGGGCUUGUUGUCAAGCAGCUGGGCGAGAAGACUGCUCAUUGGACUGCUGCUCUUCCUCAUCUUCUACUGGUACCUGGGAGCGGAGCGCAGGUGGAGGUUCUUCAGCAGCUCGGCCAUGCCCGGCGGGGCGGCAGGACAGUGUCUACAGGCGGAAAUCCACCGGUGGAAGUCGCUCGUAGACAGAGGAGAGGGAAUAUACAGCACACCUCAGGAACAACUUGACACACCGUUUGUAUCAGGCAAUGGCCACAUUUUGAUUGACAUUGACUCGAACAAACUGUGGGUGGCGUCGUCCUCGCAGCCCGGCUCAGCCCCGGUCCACCCGACUGAAUAUUCACCGAGAGUCGGCGUGCACCUGGAGGGGAAGCGGGCCGAGGCUCAGGCCAGCAUGCUGUGGUUCCGGAAAGGUUCCGUGCUGUCGGUGCGCUGUGCCUCCCUGCAGUCAUCCCGGGACUGUGUCACCAUCAGAGAGGAGUUCAUCGCCCACAGAAGCAGACCCAACGUCUAUCUUCAGCGAAUCCACAUCAACAACCUGUCUGACAGGCCCACCUCCCUGGACGUUUCCUCUGGCAAUCCCUCCUUUGGUAGCAAGUUCUCCACCAGUGUGGAGAAACUGGAGGAAAAGGAAAUACUGCUUUCCUCUGGCAGAGUGCCUGUGGAGAAUAAUCGCAUGGUUCUGGUGGUGGUGGUCACCAAGAAGCUGAACAGCAGGAUUCAAGUCUCUGCUAAGUCAGAGUUCACAGACAACAUUGUGUCAGUGGUGUGGACCUCAGAGCCCAUCGAGCCCUCCAAGCUGGAGGAGACCUUCAUCAGCCUCAGAGAAGGAGCCAAAAAGGAACUGGGCGAGCUGCUUAGAGCCAGUGUGGAUGAGCUGGUUGUAGAUCACCAGCAAGCGUGGAUGGAUCUCUUCAUUUCAGGUGUUGAAAUGAGGAAGAUCACAGACUCCCACACGCCAUCGAGCCGCACGGUGAACACCACCCUCUACUACAUCCUCUCAUCCUCCGCGGCUCCCCUGCUGGACCGUAGGCUGAGCAACGAGGAGAGCGCCCGGCUGGAGUCCAGCCUCAACUACGCUGACCACUGCUUCAGUGGCCAUGCCACCAUGCAUGCAGAGAACCUGUGGCCCGAGCGGGUGAGCAGUACCGCCCAGAUCCUGCAACUGGUCACGCUAUGGACCUUGACUCUGCAGAAGAGAGGCUGCAAGGUACUCGUUGCAGCUGGGGCCCACGGAGCAAUGCAGGGCAUGGUGCUCAGCUUUGGUGGCCUUCAGUUCACAGAGAACCACCUUCAGUUUCAGGCCGAUCCAGACGUGCUGCACAACAGCUACGCCUUGAGAGGAAUCCACUACAACCAGGACCUCAUCAACCUGGCAGUGCUGCUGGAUGUGGAGGGGAAGCCUUUUCUUCAUGUGUCAGUGAAGCAGCAGGACAAACCAGUGAAGCUGUAUGCCUGCGAGGCGGGCUGCCUCAAUGAGCCUGUGGAGCUGACAUCAGAGGUCAAAGGUCACACCUUCCCAGUGAUGGUCACUCAGCCAAUCACACCGCUGCUCUACAUCUCCACAGACCUGCGCCACCUGCAAGACCUGCGCCACACCCUCCACCUUAAGGCCAUCCUGGCCCAUGAGGAGCACAUGGCCAUAAGAUACCCAGGCCUUCCCUUCCUUUUCUGGUUCAGCGUGGCCUCUCUCAUAACUCUCUUCCAUCUUUUCCUCUUCAAGCUCAUAUACAACGAGUACUGUGGCCCUGGCGCUAAGCCCCUCUUCAGGAGCAAGGUCGCCAGCAAAAGUGAGGAUGGCUGCUGCGACACCACAAGCGCCGCUUGAACGCUGCAGUGCUGUGCACACAUACAUCAUGUAGCGGUGGUUCUGCUUGAGCUUUGGCAGCAUGCAAGAUGUUAACAUGGGUAUGCUGGUGCUGAAUCUGAAACGGUCUCAGACAUUUUCUUUGUUUGGGCCCGCGAUGUGUGGAGAGAUACUCCUCCAGAUCUGCUGGUGAGAGGCUGCAGAGGCAUGGAGGUUAAAACUGGCUGAGUACGAUCUACACCAAGUAUUUUGACAGUUGGAUUUUUUUUUUUUUCAGGUUCUGUGCUUCAGCAUUACAUUUUAAAUGACUUGGUGCCUAAAUUUCUGGGGUACAAAAGUAAUUGGACACUUGGUUACUAAAUGUUUCUUGGGCAGCUGUUGUUUCAGCUGUUGUUUCAGUGUCAACCCUACAGGUUAUUGAGAUGGACUUAUUUGUCAGUAUGAAAAGUAAAGAGGUGACCAUGCAAGUCAGGAAAAAAUAAUGAGGUCUAAGAAAGCAAAAAUCUGUCACAAAUAUCAAAGAUUUGUUUGGACACUUUCUAAAAAAUAACCAAAAUUUCAAAGACAGUUUGACCGGGGAGCACAAGACUUCACAAUGCAAAUGCACAUGAAGAGACCAGCAUGAUGAAAUAAGAAGUUAUCAACCUCCAAGUGGUGGAAAGAGGACAGUGAGGAGAGCGAACAGGAACAGUUGUUGACGUAAAGCCUACACCUCAACUGUCCCACAUAGCGCUUAUUCUGUCCACUGGAAGUGACACACUAACAUUUACUGAUAAAAAGGAUGAACAGUGACAUGUCAUCAUUUAACAGGACUACAAUACUAAAAAAACAACCUAAGAAACAAAGAGGUAGAAUAUCCUGGACUUGGUUCGACAAUCAAAGGCACUGCUCAGCUGGCAGCUCCUCAAAGAUCAUUUUUAACAUUAAAUUACUAAGUGUUGAGUGAUUUUCACGGGCCAUUAGUGGAUAAUUCAGCUCCCAACACAAACCUGAACCAUGACCACUAAGGGAAAGCUAAUCGAGAGAAACUGUAAGUAAAUACACCCAAAACUCCCAUGAUCCCACGCUGUGACCUUGUGACCAAAAUGUUUCGUUAUUACUUUGAUCGAGAGACCCCCUGGUGGAAGAAAAUUAUAUAUUGUGUGUUUAAAUGAGAAAUUUUUUGGUUUAAUGUGUUUUUGUCCAAUUACUUUUGAACCCCUAAACUUUGGGCACCAUGUUUGUAAAGGGUUGUAUCUCCACACCCACAAUAUUCUUUUUAUUUUUUUUUAAAAAAACCUUCUCAAGUUAAUGCUGAGACUUGACACUUUCAUGUAGGAUUCAAAUGAAACUGAAUGUGCUGAAUUCUUCAGAACCUGAACUAGAUAUUGUAACCCCUCAGAAUAUUUAGUCUAAUAUCAGGCAAGAUGGAAAAACAGCCAAUAUUCAUAUUUGAGAAACUGGAACCAGCAAAUGUUUCAAAUUUCACAUAUAGACUAUGACAAUGAAAGCAGAUCUCUUCCUGAUGUUUGAAAACCAUUUCAGGAAAGCAACUCAACAGCGAGUCCACAUUUUUUUAUUCUGAUCUCAAUGGAAACUAUACACCUUUUUCAUGGCAGCCAUUUUGAUAUGAAAUGGUAAACAGCUAGCAGCUCUGUUGCAGCCUGUACUUUAGCUUGCUAACGAGCUAACAAUGAUGUUAACAUAGGCACAGUAGUCUUAACUAUGCUAUGUCAGUAUGCUAACACCUGUAGAUUAGCACCAUGUUAAUCAUUGUGUGACAAAAUGUGUUGAUGCAACACUUGUUGUAACCCAGAUGUGUAAAGAAAAUGUAAAACUCUGGUUGGGAAUGGUGACAUUUUUCAAGUUUCCUGCUGGUAAAAUGAAACAACUUUUUUGUUGAAAUUAUUUUGACUCAUUUCACCUUUGAUAGUCACAGAUUGCAUGCAGCUUACCUGUCGCUGGCUGAACGGGCAACACACAGCAACAAAUUUAGAUGAGAGUUGGUGCAGCAGACAGAGGCAGGAUGUGACAUAUUAACUCCGCUGCGUGGAUCAUAUGAUUUUCUUUACAACACAAACUCUCUAGACAUCUUCGUCUGUGUCUUCUACGUGUAUGAGACAGCUUUUUCGACGGGAAAUUUGUUUUCUUUUUGAUGGGUUUUUUAUUGCGUCUGUUGCAUGUUAGAAAAGUCAUCACCCCCCCACUCGCUCGCAGUGAAUUCAGCGGGGGAACCCCUGCUGUGUUCACACAUCAAAUUAGUCCUGGACUUCUACGGACUUUGUACUUGGAGGUCAGGCGGAGAAAGUCUCACAGGAACUGUGCAUGUCUGGAAACAGCCCAGAACUCCCAAAGAGACUGGCUCUCCAGAGGGCCUUUACCUGAAGGCUACCAUAGGUUCUCCUACAUGGUUGAACAAAAUUAGUGAGGGCUAUUCAGUUGGUUGCAAUGUGCCCCGCAUGCAACAUCACCACUAGAUCCUACCAAUUCCUACAUUUUUGUUUGUUCCUCAAUGACCAUUGGUGCAGUCUGGGCUGCUUUCAGUGCCUUUAAGAAUUCAGUAUGUUUGAAGUAAACACGAUUGUACAAGUCUGAAGGCCAAAGUAUUUGUUCAGACAAGACGUGGAAGGCUUUCAUGGUGUGUUGUAGUUGGUUGAUGGCAUGAAAAGAGAAAAAGAUGUUCAAAGGCUGCUCCCUACGUUUUGACCUCUGCUCACCUAGUGCUUUGGUUGUGAUUGAAGGUAUGUCGGGGUUGUUUCUACUCAUGGAAUUUUAAUGUGAAUUGCACAACAUUAGAUAGUACGUCUAGCUGGAGACCUGCCACACAUAGAGGUAUAGAUACUGUAUAUAUAUGCUGUUAAAUGGAACCCAGCUGAACGUUGGUGUUCAAUUGUGAUGUGACUGUGAAGGCCAAUUUCAUACACAUCAAACCAGUUGGUAAACCAGUCAGCGGACUAGUCAUCAAGCCAGUCAGUGAGCCCUCCUGUUCUGUAAUACAGUCCUUUUGCCUUGACACUCAUUUAAUCAGAUCUUCCCUCCAUGUGUUUUUUUUAUUUCAGACAUUUUUUUUCCUGUUCAUUGAACUUUCCCUGUCAUCAAUUAUAUGAAAGUAUUUUUCUGCAUGACUUCACUCAUCACUAAAUCCCCAAAAGGAACAAAACAGCUUUGUAACAGCUCUUCCACAAACACUAUUCUCCACUGGCAGAAGCUUGAUUAGCCAGGCAAGGGAAACCGAUUUAUUACAGCUUUGUUUUUUAAAUGUCUGUACAUUUUAUUGGUUACAAUAAUACUGUACAGACCAAAGUGAUUUUCUUGGUUAUGUGAACAGAAGUCCAACAGGUGACGCCGCUUCAGAAGUCAGAUGAUCUGAGGCUGGAAACAAACCUCCAGGUGAACCAAACAUCACUAAACAUCAGUGUACAGAUCGAGUUUCUCCUUCCUCUCUUACUUUUGUCUUGAGAAGUUAAUUAAUUUAACCCCCCAGAACACAAAUAUCUUUGCUAAGCAUUCACUGAAAACUGUCUGACUGACCAUACUUCUUGACUGUUGAAACUGUGUCAGUGAUACUUUGCAUAACCCAACAUGACAUGCUGGGUUACAAAUCACAUAACCCAACAUGCUUAUGAAAACAUUAAUAAGAAGGAAAUAAUAUAAAGAGUAUAAGGGCAGGAUAUGAGUACCACAAAUUGGCAGCAAGGCUGAGCAUUGACUUGAUACAUUAAUACAUUUAUGGUUCAAACAUUCAAGCCUGUUGCACUUGUGUCCUCAUCAGUGAUGUUACAGUGGGUGUUUAGUCCUCCACAACACAUCUGCUGUGACAUCACUGGCUGCGGUACAGGCAGGAACAUGACAUGCUAGAAAGUUUAACUGCAUUAGUUCCCACAUAUUGGCUGUCCCUCUGGAUUAAAACUACACCAUUUAUAUUGUAAAACGUUGAGUUAUUUCGACUAUGUAACACGGGGUACAAUUGGUAAAUAUUAAUAAGAAAUAGAAAUUGUGUUAGAAUUUCUUUUGUCCAUUGAAAUCACUGGCAGUCAGUUAAUGAUUUGAUUUGAUAUGAUUUCUGAUUGUGGUUACCUGGGGGUUGUUCAGCUUUUUUGUCUGUGGGUUAUCUGAUGAAUCUGUGAACUACUGAGUCUGCCUUAAUGAAGAAAUGAAGUAAGAAGUUAAUUUAUUGAGCUCAUGGCCAGAGCCAUUAUAGGAAUAGAUAGUACUUGAAUGGUUUGGUGUAUGAUUGUCAAAUUGAUUUUUUUUCUGGAAAAUAAAUCACCUUGUUGUGAAGAAAUGUA